CUGCCUGCAGCAUAUAAGAAGGCACCAAUGCCUCCGAAGGCCACAAGACGACAGGAUCCAGAGACAACCAGAAUCACCAGGGCCUCCCACCAUGAAGCUCAUAGUCACCUUCACCCUGGUCCUACUGGCUCUCUGCUGCAGCUCUGCUUCUGCAGAGACCUGCCCUGAAUUUUUUCAUAUCAUGGAAACCCUCUUCAUGGGCACACUCUCCAGUUACGAGAGUUCAGUGGAACCUUUCAACCCUGAUCCGGACAUGAAAGAGGCAGGAAUCCAGAUGAAGAAGCUGCUGGACACCCUCCCCGUGGGGAUCAAAGUGAAUGUCCUGAAGCUCUCAGACAAAAUAUUAAAAAGUCCACGAUGUGCUGGGGUUUAGAAAUGCAAAGCCCACCAGAAUUUGGAAACCAGAAACGUCCAACUACCAAAGCCCCUGUCGGGGCACCCUGCCUGGUCUUGCUCUCUACAAUAAACUAGAAGCAUCUCA
Molecule: messenger RNA, 481 nt
Organism: Marmota monax (woodchuck)
Lineage: Eukaryota; Metazoa; Chordata; Mammalia; Rodentia; Sciuridae
Gene: Scgb1a1
Product: secretoglobin family 1A member 1
Exons: 3
Coding region: 92-373 (93 amino acids)
Biological process (GO): signal transduction
Cellular component (GO): cytoplasm
Source: RefSeq, a predicted model, not a curated record